Scophthalmus maximus (turbot) is the source of this 4797-nucleotide messenger RNA. It is a transcript of the gene maco1b, whose product is annotated as macoilin 1b. Bases 590 to 2662 code for a protein of 690 amino acids. Gene Ontology annotation, biological process: neuronal signal transduction. The transcript is spliced from 11 exons. Lineage: Eukaryota; Metazoa; Chordata; Actinopteri; Pleuronectiformes; Scophthalmidae. The record is from RefSeq and is a predicted model, not a curated record. Gene Ontology annotation, cellular component: rough endoplasmic reticulum membrane.
CUGCGGCCCCGUGGCUGCGGAACGUGCAAGUUGCCAACGUUGCCGCUCGUGUGCCAAUCAGCUGCCACCGCUGGCGCUCGUAUUAUCCCACAGUAGCUAGCCGCUGGUGCUAGCGGUGUGUAUGCUAGCGGUAUGUUUUCGUUGUACAUUAAAGGCAUCGUUAGCUGUUAAGCUAGUUGCCGCGCUAGGCCGCAGCGCAGCCCGUUUUGAACCAUGUCACCAAGUCUCCUCCGUGGCAGCGUUGCUGUUCGAAUUGAGUCGUGGUGAGGUUUUGGAUAAUUGAAUAAAAAAACCUCGAUUAGCGAACGUUCCCCCACGUCAGUUGUCAUCUGAAGAUUAGCCGCUUCCCUGCUAGCUAGAGUAUCUCCUGCUAGCUAGCUCCACAGCAGCCACGUCCACUCAUUGCCAACCCACUUCUCCAAUAACACUCAAACCCAUGUUAAUAUAUUAUCCGUAAACACGACAAGACUGCAGUCAGCUGCCCUGACGUCUGGCGAGCUUGCUUUAAACUACUCAAUGUGGACACUUCAAAGCGGCUUGGUUGUCCUUCCAGCAACACCUGACAGGUUCUACCUCGAUGUGACUCCCUAUGUAUCCAAUGGACCGGACGUCAGAAGCCACUUGUUACACGCGUGGCACCGAGACCAAGAGGUGUGGAGAUGUCCUUGAAUUAUUGAACAGUACCUUCCUGUACCUGAAGUUCCUGGUGGUGUGGGCACUUGUGCUGCUGGCAGACUUUGUACUUGAGUUCAGGUUCGAGUACCUCUGGCCGUUCUGGCUCUUCAUCCGGAGUGUGUACGACUCCUUUAGAUACCAGGGGCUGGCCUUCUCAGUAUUCUUUGUGUGUGUGGCGUUUACCUCGGACAUCAUUUGCCUCCUCUUCAUCCCGGUGCAAUGGCUAUUCUUCGCUGCCAGUACCUAUGUGUGGGUGCAGUAUGUUUGGCACACAGAGAGGGGUGUCUGUCUGCCCACAGUGUCUCUAUGGAUACUUUUUGUGUACAUCGAGGCAGCCAUCAGAUUCAAAGACCUGAAGAACUUCCACGUGGACUUGUGUCGUCCUUUUGCUGCACACUGCAUUGGCUACCCAGUGGUCACACUGGGCUUCGGCUUCAAGAGCUACGUAAGCUAUAAGAUGCGCCUCCGGAAGCAGAAGGAGGUGCAGAAGGAGAAUGAGUUUUACAUGCAGCUCCUGCAGCAGGCUCUGCCUCCAGAGCAACAGAUGCUUCAGAGGCAAGAGCGAGAAGCAGAAGAAGCAGCAGCAGCAGCUAAAGGAAUAUCUGAAGUGGACACACCUCCAGUGUCACAGAAUGGCGCCCCAGCCAAUAAAAAGAUAUCGGCACCACUGCCGGAACUAGACUAUAGAGAAAAAGGGAAAGAGGGAAGGGGCGGCGGGGAGACUAAAAAGCAGCACAACAGCAACAACAGCAUCCUGCCAUCAUCAGUGGACUCUAAACUCCAGGAGAUGGAGUAUAUGGAGAACCAUAUGAACAACAAGAGACUGACCACAGAGCUGGGCAGCACAGAGAACCUGUUGCUCAAAGAGGACAACAAUUCGUCCUGCUCCUCCUCAUCCUCCUCCUCCUCCAAAAACUACAAAAACGCGAGCAGCAAUGCGGCGACGCUCAACUCCUCGCCCCGGGGCCAUAGUGCUACAAACGGCAGCGUGCCCUCCUCCACGCCAUCAUCCUCCUCUUCGUCGGGGAAGAAUGACAAGAAGCACAAGUUAUCGGUGGGGAAGGGGACGUCAGGAGGCUCACACAGGGAUCCCUCAGACAACUGUAUCCCAAACAACCAGCUGAGCAAGCCAGAAGCACUUGUUAGAUUGGAGCAGGACGUUAAAAAGUUGAAGGCGGACCUGCAGGCCAGCCGGCAGGUGGAGCAAGACCUGCGCAGCCAGCUUGGCUCACUGGGCAGCGCCGAGCGCUCCAUACGCACCGAGCUGGGUCAACUACGCCAGGAGAACGAGUUGCUGCAGAACAAACUCCAUAAUGCUGUGCAGGCGAAGCAGAAGGACAAACAGACAGUAGGCCAGCUAGAGAAGAGGCUCAAAGUCGAGCAGGAGGCUCGAGCUGCCGCUGAGAAACAGCUCGCAGACGAAAAGAAGAGAAAGAAGUUAGAGGAGGCCACAGCAGCCAGAGCAGUAGCACUAGCAGCAGCAUCCAGAGGGGAGUGCACAGACACGCUGCGGCGGCGGAUCACUGAAUUAGAAACAGAGUGUAAGAAGCUAACAAUGGAUAUCAAGCUGAAGGAGGACCAGAUCCGAGAUUUUGAACUGAAAGUGCAGGAGCUUCAUAAAUAUAAGGAGAAUGAAAAAGACACAGAGGUGCUGAUGUCAGCGCUGUCAGCCAUGCAGGACAAGACCCAGCACCUGGAGAACAGCCUGAGUGCAGAGACGAGGAUCAAACUGGACCUCUUCUCUGCACUGGGAGACGCCAAGAGACAGCUGGAGAUUGCACAAGGUCAAAUCCUGCAGAAGGACCAGGAGAUCAAAGACCUGAAGCAGAAGAUAGCCGAAGUGAUGGCCGUCAUGCCCAGCAUCUCCUACUCUGCCGACACCAGCAGCAUGACCCCCGUGGCCCCCCACUACUCCUCCAAGUUCAUGGACACCAAUCCCUCCGGCCUAGACCCCAACGCCUCCGUUUACCAGCCACUUAAAAAGUGAACGCUUCAUCCUGCCCCCUCCCCUCCCUGCCCUUCAUCCUUACCCGUGUCCUUUUCAUCUUCCCUGCAGGCCUACCCCCUUCCAAUCUGCUCGGCAUGUCUGCGGCUGAGAACGUUGUUUUUCUUGGGGGUUUUUUGUUUUCUCCUCGCCAGGUCAGAAGGAUGUUGUAUUGUGUGACUGUAUUUGUUGUAGUUAAAACAAAAGACAAAAAAAAAAAAAACUUUAAACGGACAUCACAUGUCAACUAGGAAGUCCCAGGUUUUUUUUUCUUCUCUUAAGUGUCUAGUGAAACCUCACAGAAUCAGGUAUGUACCUUCAUCUCAAGGGUGUUGCUCUCCCUUUCCCACCACCACUGCAACCCGUUGCCUGCUCUUUGGUCCUGGUUUAUUUCGGGGGGGGGGGGGCUGAAUUGUCCCUCCUAAAACUGGAAAAAAUUGAGUUCUCCUUCAUCAUACAGUCUGACCCUUGUCCCAAUUUCUUUGACAGAUUGUUUUUCUCACAAGGUAGCAAGGCAACAUCUGUACAACCAGAGGAAUGUAGUGCAAAGUUGGCACAGACUCUCGCCCCCAUUAUGUUUCAUUUAUUCUUUCAAUCCACAAUCGGACACCAAAUUAACCCUGCCCUCAGCUGCUUAGGAAUUUGGUGGUACAUCAUUUUAUUCAAGUGUAUUUUGUGGUUCUAUCCUUUAAGAUUCAAGUGUUGAUUUCAACAAGCUGGAAAAGAUCUUAUGUUAGAAACGGAAACGGACCUUGAAACGAAACGAACCCCAGCGGCACAAAGUGUUCAGCAUCAGUUUGUCCCCCCCCCCCCACCCUCGCUUCUUUUCUGUAAGAGUUUCUGAGUUGAAGGAGCACCGGAAGAGAAGACUGUGUGCGAGUGCUCAGCCUGUCAGUGCUUCUGAAUAGUCUUUCAACAUUACUAAUAUGCGUCAUGAUCACAGUGCCUUGAGUCAAGGACAUGCAGUGGGUGAGAUGAUGAGAAAUGGUUGUGAAACAUCAGGCUAAAGCUGCAAUGGAUAAGAAUUUGACCCCGCCCAAUCAAGAGGGACGAGGUUACUUCAGAAACCAAUUAGGUUUUUUGGCCUCUCUGCUGAUUUCCACACUCGUGGGGAAGCGGAAGGGAAGGGAUGCCCUGUCCCUUAUUAUCAGUCACAGUGGACAGAUACAGUGGUUAGCAACAAAACCAAGACUUUUCAUUGUACACCAUUGUACGCCUGUCUUCGGUACAUUGGCAUGACGUUAUUAGAGUCUACUGCACACAGGUCUCUGAAUGGUCACAUGAUCCACACACUGAAGCUCAUCUACACAAUAGUUUGACCCCAAAUCCCUCAGCGAAGCCAUAGCUCCCUCUUUUCUUUUUCUUUUGAGUUGCAAUUGAAAGUUGCACUGUUAGAAAACACACACUGUUUGAAAGGGAAAACUAAAAAGAUGGAUUGUGCAAUGUACACAAAGCUUUGGAAAAUACAAACUUGAAUAUAACAGUUAAAUAAUAUUAUUUAAUUCACGAUUCAUAUUCAGUUCAUGUGCCAAGACUGGAAUGCUUUGUUUCCCCAGUAAUGUGUUCAAGAAUGUACUUCAAAUACAUUGGCUGACAUUUUUAUUUCUUUCUGUCAAAUAAUCCAGUUGAAUAUCACUCUAUGGAGAGAACAGUGGUUACCUGCCUGUAGUAGACAGUUUAGUUAAAAAUAAGGGGCUAGAAAGUCAAAUUUCCUUUUGUGAAUGUUACAGUAUUUGCAGCUGUCGGGCAAAUGGCUGUUUUGAAAAGCAGUUUUCCUCACUCCUGUUUCUGGUAUUAAUGUUAUUUUCCUGCAGAGAGAAAAUCGCUUGAGUCUGAUGUGGUUUCGCUGUCAUCUGAACUGAUCACUGUUGUGCGUGUGGUUUCACCUGCUGUCUACGGAGAGAAGCCUGUUUCGCUCAGCUUGCUGACAUUGGCUCCUGGGGGGGAACAAAGAUUUGAAAAUGACAUUUGCGUCAGUUGUUUGGUCAACUGGUUAUUGAGAGGUCAGAGGAGUGUUUUGGUUUGUUAUUUGUUUUCUAUGCCCACAGUCACUGCUCUGUUUCUCCCCAGGUCUGACCUUGGCUGCGCUCUCGCUCUGUGAGGUUUGCAAGGAAUAAACUUUUUUGUUUUCUUGCAAA